Pimephales promelas (fathead minnow) is the source of this 2131-nucleotide messenger RNA. It is a transcript of the gene best2, whose product is annotated as bestrophin 2. Gene Ontology annotation, molecular function: chloride channel activity. The record is from RefSeq and is a predicted model, not a curated record. Lineage: Eukaryota; Metazoa; Chordata; Actinopteri; Cypriniformes; Leuciscidae.
GACAGAAACACACACUGCUCCACUGGAACAUCUUGGGAAAUUAUGCAGUGAAACAUUCAACUCCUCUGAGGCUGAGAAGAAAAGCCUAUAGUUGUUCUCCAGUACUCUCUGUGACACACUGAGUUUGAGGGAUGACGGUCACUUACACCGCCAGGGUGGCGAAUGCGCGCUUCUGCGGCUUCUCUAAACUACUGCUGGCCUGGAGGGGAAGCAUCUAUAAAGUCCUGUACAAAGAGUUGUUGUUUUUUUUCGCCAUGUACACUGCAAUCAGCAUCACAUACAGAUUCUUCCUUGUGGACGAUCAGAAGAGAUACUUUGAAAAGCUUUCCAUUUACUGCAACAACUACGCCAGUCUCAUCCCGAUGUCUUUCGUAUUAGGGUUUUACGUGACAUUAAUAGUGAAUCGCUGGUGGAGUCAGUACACCUCCAUCCCGUUGCCGGACAGGAUCAUGUGCACGCUCUCUGGGGGCGUUCAGGGCGGGGACGAGCACGGCCGGCUUCUGAGACGCACGCUGAUGCGCUACACCAGUCUGUCCGCGCUCCUGAUCCUGCGCUCCGUCAGCACUGCCGUGUUCAAGAGAUUCCCCACUAUGGAUCACGUAGUUGAAGCAGGUUUCAUGACAAGAGAAGAGCGUAAGAAGUUUGAGAGUUUACAGUCUCCCUAUAAUAAGUACUGGGUCCCGUGUGUGUGGUUCACUAACCUGGCCGCGGUCGCCCGCUGUGACGGCAGAAUCAAAGACGACAACACUUAUAAACUUCUACUGGAGGAGCUGAACAACUUCAGAGGGAAGUGCAGCAUGCUUUUCCACUAUGACAUGAUCAGCAUACCAUUGGUCUACACACAGGUUGUUAGUCUGGCAGUUUACAGUUUCUUCCUGGUGUGUCUGAUUGGUCGUCAGUUUCUGGACCCGGGUCAGGGUUACCCGGGUCACGACCUUGACCUUUACGUCCCCAUCUUUACCCUUCUGCAGUUCUUUUUCUAUGCUGGCUGGUUGAAGGUGGCAGAGCAGCUCAUAAAUCCGUUUGGAGAGGAUGAUGAUGACUUUGAGUCCAACUGGUUGAUUGAUAGAAACUUCCAGGUGUCUAUGAUGGCGGUGGAUGAGAUGUAUGGAGAUUUGCCCGUGAUGGAGCGAGAUCGAUACUGGAAUGAUUCGAAUCCUCGUCCGCCGUACACAGCCGCGACGCUCUUCGUGCUGCGCAAACCCUCUUUCCAAGGCUCCACCUUCGACAUGGCAAUUCCUAAAGAGGAGAUGCAUUUCCAGCCUCUGAAGGAGAUCUCCGAGAACCUGGAGGAAUCCAUGACGAGGACGCACAACCUCGCCCUCUUCAACCGGCUCCUCGGCUCCCCGUCUCCCUCGGGCUUCAUGAGCGGAGCCUUACGCCGCACCUCCACCCAGCUGCACCGCCUGACCCGCUCCGUCAGCCCCGACCCCUCCUUCUCCGACGCCGAGGAUGAGGAAGAGGAGAGGAGUGUGGGAACGGCCGGCUCUGUCCCGUCUGGACUCGGGUUGGACACCACAGAGAGCACCAUCUGCAGCUUCGAGGGAUCCAUCAGCACCUGUCCUCCGCCCUCAGGUGUGGAGUUCCUCCAGCGAGAUGGACGAGGUGAAGAGAAAAAGGAGACGAUGCUGGAGAAAGACUCACUAGUGCCGAAAAUCCAGCCCCCCACAGUUCAGGCGGGUCGUAAGAGUCCUCUCGCUAUGGGACGAGUCGAUUCUCAUUUCUGCUCCUCAAACACCACCAACCGCUCCGUACCCGACUUGUACUCUUUCCAGCCAAUCCGUGACCCGGCAAAGGUCAUGACUCCAAAACCCAAUCCACCCAAUAGCAAAGCAGAAGCAGUGUCUUUACUGACCGUCCCGUCGCUUGAAGUCUCGGCAUUUCCGGUGAAUUCAGAAAGAGAGCAGAUGCUAUAAAGGCUACCAAAGUUAAUGGCUGUGUCCGAAAUCUCCACUCAAACCACUACUCACUACAUAGAGCACUAUAUAGUGAGCUCACCAGCAUAAUAGAAACACUAUUUCGUCAUUGAUUAAUCAUAAUUGAUUACGUCAUUGCUGUCGCCCGUCCGCCAUUUUUACGAUCAGCGCAACGCAUGAUGGUAUGUAGGGAUUGGGUUAGUGACUAUCGGUUG